AUGGAGACAUUGGGAGAUGCGCUCGCAAGGCGCAGAGCCAAAGUGGAGGUGCCGCAAGGCUGCUUCGACGGCUACGGCCUGGAACAAGUGGGCUCAAAAGGAUCCGCUCCCGAAUCCUGUCCCGCUGGACGGGUGGAGGAGUCCAGGAACUCCGUGUACUCGGAUGAAUACUCUUCGGAAGGCUCCGGUGAGGAGCAUUUCGAGGUGCCGAGCACCGGGGCAAACAAGGAUGUCCUCAAAGAAGCCGACGAGUGGUCGGAUGAACCGAUGACUGAGGCUCUGGAGGGCGAGGAAAGUGAAGAAGAGUAUCUUGACGAGUAUUCAGAGGACGAGUGCUCCAAAAUCUCUGCCGAUGAGACCAGCGGCGCCAACAAAGAGGCUGAGAAGGAGGGGUCGCGAGAGGGAGACUCCGCUAAGCCAGCCUCUCCUUGUGACUCGAUCGAAAAAGUCCAAAACGACGCUGGCUCGGCGGAGAAAGAGGAACGUUUCCCCCAAGACUCCGGUGAGGAACGUGUCGAUGUGUCGAGCACCGGCGCCAACAAGGAGGUCCUCAACGAAGAUGAUGAGUACUCGUAUGUGUCUGGAUCCGAGGCUUUGGAAGGCGAGGAAAGUGAAGGCGACGAGUAUUCGGACGAGUGUUCGUCGCAAUGCUCCGUGGCUGAGUACAAAGAUGUGAUGGCCAGUGGGGCAGAAGCAGAUGAGGCCAGCGGCGUGAAUGAAGAAGCCGAGAAGGAAAAAGAAUUUGUGCCGGAGGGUGGAGACUUCAUGUGUCCAGCCCCUCCAUGUGACUUGCAAGAAGAAGCCGACAAGGACUCGGGCUCGGCGGAGCAGGACGACCGUCCCCUCCCAGCCUCCGGUGAGCUUCGUGUGUUGAGCAACGGCGCCAACAACGGGGCCCUCAAUGAAAAGGAUGAGUACUCGGAUGGGUCUGGAUCCGAGGGUUUGGAGGGCGAAGAAUGUGAAGAAGACGAGUACUCGGAUGAGGAGGAGUCGGAGUGCUCGUCGCAAUGCUCCGUGGCUGAGCACAAUGAUGUGAUGGCCAGUGAGGCAGAAGCAGAUGAGGCCAGCGGCGCGAAUGUAGAGGCCGCGAAGGAGGAGCCAGCAGAGAUGUCAGAAGAAUUU
Molecule: messenger RNA, 1122 nt
Organism: Symbiodinium necroappetens
Lineage: Eukaryota; Dinophyceae; Suessiales; Symbiodiniaceae
Source: the annotation of a GenBank genome assembly